Letharia lupina is the source of this 4269-nucleotide messenger RNA. RefSeq lists its product as uncharacterized. The transcript has 2 exons. Gene Ontology annotation, cellular component: membrane. Bases 1 to 4269 code for a protein of 1422 amino acids. Lineage: Eukaryota; Fungi; Ascomycota; Lecanoromycetes; Lecanorales; Parmeliaceae. Gene Ontology annotation, biological process: transmembrane transport; metal ion transport. Gene Ontology annotation, molecular function: metal ion transmembrane transporter activity. The record is from RefSeq and is a predicted model, not a curated record.
AUGGACUUUGAGGACGAACCUUUCGUUUUCGACCGGACCGACAGCUUUCCCCAAGACAGAGCCUACCCUUCGCGCUCGACACGCUCACAGAUACCCAAGCGGCCGACAGGGGAAUCGCUAUUCACUGGCAGGCAUCUACAUCGUGGAGGCACGGGCGAUUUCGAACCUCGACGACGUCUACGAUAUACCGUACCCCUACGCCGCAAGAGCAAUCACACCAGAGAUGAGGAGAAAGGUUAUUUUGAAGAGAAACCAUACGGUCUUGGACACUCUACACCUCUUGGUAUUGAUCGGGAAUUCUCGAGGGGUUCAGCGGCUUUGCCUCCACAGGAAUUCCUGGAGAUCAUUUCUACAAAAUGGGUCCCUGAUGACGAAGGUCGAGAGAUCGUUACAUUGACGGUAAAGGAUGGAGAAGGGAAACCAGACCAAGAUAAAGUCCGUUGCGAAAGCCGGUGGAAGCAUAUCGAAAGCGACGCCAUGACACUGAAACAAUUCUACCACCAAGUGAUGCGAACCCCUGGCCUCGGCGAUGACGAUAUGGCCUUGGUCGGGCGUCUCUUGAACAAGGUCCGGAAUACCUCGGAGAAAAAAUUCGUGCAUGGGCGGUACCUCAAGCCGAUCACCCUGGUGUAUGAGGGUGAAGAUCCUGACGUUUCUGCGUCUCAUCCUCCUGAAGAGAGGCACGUCCGGAAGACUGCGACCUUUGUCAGCCUGCCCGUUUUUACAACUUGUUGCCCCAAACGCCACACGUCAAACAAAGAGUCUGAAAGCCAUCCUGUGCGUGCGCUUUUGCAGUCACGCUACCGGCUUGAGUCGACCAAAAGACGCGACAAGGAACAGGUCAUCACCAAGACAACGUCCAUCAAAGAUCACUUGGUACAAGAAGACCACGUGGUACAUGUUCCUCAUAUAUGGGUACUCAUAAUUAAUAAUUAUACUAUCAUCACCUGCUCGGCUCUAGAUGCUUCUGUCUUGCGUGGUGAUACCAUCAAGCUCAUAUCGUAUACAGCUGCGCAACAAGAUGAAGCAAUGUGGUCAGUGCAUUUCACUGACGCCCGGGGGAAGGAUUUCUACCUGCCUUUACGGUUUUGCAAAACUUGGUUUGACCUUGUAAGACAGAUCACCGACAAUUGUCUACAUGAUGAAUACAGCUUCAUAAGAGAUCAACUACUCAAAGGUGGACCCGUGUACGAACUCGUUGUUGCCAGAGAUGGAAGUCCCGUGAACGCAGAAAAGUGGCCAAAGCUUGUUGAGGAGAAAAAGACCGAGGUCAUUCAUCUAAGGCUUGUGGAUAACGAGACCUUAUCUAGUCGGUUGCUGGUCACUUACUGCGACGACGAAGGAAACGAGGUCAUCAUGAAUUCAGACAAUAGCCCCAACGCUUCGCCAGUCUUCAGCUCGGAUGAUGGACAAGCCAGCGAUGCGAGUGAGUCCUCAGUAUCAAGUGACAUGAAUUUUGACAACGUUGCGCCUGCUAUUGAACGUUUACGUGUACUACAGGCUAAGCUUCGGGAAGCGGAGGGUAAGGGAGAUGCCAAGCAGAUGGGAGACUUAAAAGAGCGGAAGAUACCAGCCCUAGAAGAAAAACUGCUGGAGCUGACCGCUGCCGGCUUGAAUCUGGAUGUACCCACAGCGCAAGAUGCACGAAGAAGAUCCAGAAUCGUCAUUCCCGGCCCAUACGAUCAGUGGCCUCGAUCCAGUCGUGGACUCGAUCAUGAUUCUCCGUUGAGCCCAACGGAAAGGUAUCGGGCGAGGCUAAGAUCGAGAUCGCGGUCUACAUCUAGGUCGCGAGUGAUCAAGAGAGAUGUCGCAUUCUCAAGCUCCGCCUAUGAUUUGUCCAUCGGAGAGCCAUCCGCUCGAGGCCGCGCAAGUCAGCCAUGGAUCCUUCAUGAUAGAAAUAACAGUGGUUCCCGAAGCCGAUACUUCACAAACGUCGAAUAUGUCAAAGCUCCUCGUGUCCGAUCUCGUACACGUUCCCACAUGCCAAAUGCUCAUUCUCUCUCUCGGGUCUCGACUUUGCCUACCCCUUCUCGCUCUGGCUGGGAUUUGCUAAGAUCACGCGUACGUGACGGGCAAGUACCCGGUCUUCGCAGCAGUCCAAUGUCUCCUAUGACUCCUAUCUCUCCCAUGACGGACAGCAAUGAUAUUUACUAUCGCCCAUCAGAAAAACAAUUGGCGCGAUCUUACUGGGAUCUGGUCAGGUCCUCGGUGCUUGAAGGUGGCAUCUACAAACUCCGCAAUGCGGAUGACGCGAAGAGAGAUGAUGAAGGUAGUAAUCAAGCUAAAUCCAGCGCCGCAAUCCUGGUUGAAAAGCAAAAGAGCAGUUCGGAUAGUUCGACUAGAAUAUCCGAUGUUCUUGGCGGCUCGCGCAAUGGCUCUUCCAUUGCAUCACCUACCACGCUGGGUCUAUAUCCUAGCUUCGGACCGCCCGAGGGCCCGCGCAGUCCUACCAACGACGUCUCUAGUGUUAGCCAGGGUGAUAAUGACCCAACGAAGCCGAAAAAGGUCUUGUUUUCGAAGCAUAGCCUGGAGAGCAAACCAAAAUUGAAGAGAUUGAUCAAACUUGCACAGAAGGAAUCUGCGGUAUUACCCAAGAUUGCGACAUCGCAGGCUGCGCUUGAAGUCUCUUCCCCUGUUUUAGCUGACCCAAUGAUCGACCUGCCAAUCUUCUUAUGGUCAGCUGAGCACAAACAACCUGAAAGUCGUGACCUGGCCGGAAAACUUUCCAAACUGCCAAACGUAUCUGAGACGCCUACUUCCAAGCCUUUCCUCCAGAAGCCAGUCGAUGCAAUAAAGCAAGUAAUCAAUACGUCAAAAACAGAAGAGUUGAUCUUGCAUACAGUAAUGACCGAGGUCCACGUCACCCUCAAGAAGCCCAAAAAGGGCAAACCUGAAUAUGCCAUACUGUAUGAGAAGACCGCGGAGAAGACGUAUGCCAAUGUAGCAUCUACGAUGAAUACUAUUAGAAAUGCUAGAACUGGCGUGAACAACUUGGCUGUUGGCGAGGAGCGCAACGUCACUAAGUCAGUCAGCCAGUCGAGAAGACCCUCAUUAGCCUUCGCUGGUGUAUCACUGCGUCAAAGGAAUUCGACACGUUCGGUCGUAGGCAUGUCGGGUCUGGAUGACUUAGGGUCAGUCAAGUUAGGGAUCUUCGAUCUAGCCAGCAAAAUUCUGCUCUCGUUUGUGCCCAAAGGCUACGAUGCUCCUGUGAUCUCUAAGUACUGGGGAGCUUUGCACAAGUUGUUGAAUGAGAAGGUACCAUCUUCUACUUUCUUCAUACAACCGUGCACUAAUCAAAGACAGGAUGAAACUGUUUUACGUUAUGUCCGCUCGCGCCUCUCCGAAAUCUGCAACUUGAUCCAAACUAUACAGAUGGGUGUUCGUGCUGAGGAUGGAAGCAAGCAGCAACGGUACCAAAUUCCUCGAGCCCUUCCAGCAGCGUUCCAGCACCUCGUCUUACUGCUCGUUGUCAUCAGUAGCAUCUCAAAUUGGAGUGAGUAUUCAUGGAGUCAGAUGCAAUCCACGUUCGACGAUUGUGAAGGUCUUCUCGUGGAAGGCAGGAAGCAGCUGCUUUUGAUGAUACAUACAGAUGAUUAUCGUGACUCGUCAGGCUUUCAAGCUGUGGACUCUGAGGCAUUAGUGUCUCUAAUAUUGGCGAACCUGAUCUCUACCAUGUCCACGGAGGGCGACUUCCAUCUGACCGAGGUAUAUGCCGAGUAUACGACCAAGAUACAGGGCGUUGUUAGAGACUCCGCUAGUGUAAAGGUCUACGACGACAUAAAACUCCUCCGCGAAGAACUUGAUAUAAUCAAAAACACCCUUAGACAGCAAUAUGACACUCUCCGUGAAUUCAAGUCCACAAUCACCAUCACUUACGGCGUUGGCUCCCUCUCCGUCUCCAUCCUCGACCGCAUCCUAGGAUCCAUAUCCCAACGCAUCGAAGAUUUCGACGAACUCCAAAUUCAAGCGGAAACCGCUCGUUUCCUUGCCGCACAAUCCAUCUCCUUAAAGGCCGAAUCCAACAACAAGGCUAUCAUCGUCUUUACAGUCGUCACUAUCAUCUUUUUACCGUUAAGUUUUGUGACUAGCUAUCUAGGUAUGAAUACGAGUGAUUUGCGCAAUAUGAAGAGCGGGCAGACGCUUUUUUGGGCCAUUGGGGCACCGGUCGCUUUUGUGGUGCUGAGUGCGGCGUUGGUGGCGGCAUUUUAUGGGACAUUGACCCAGAGGUUUUUGGGGAGGGCUUGGAGAGGGAAGGAGAAGGGCGAAUAA